CCGAACCGGUCGAUCUAUUUCUUCAAUCCGAACCGUAAUACACCAAAUUGGGUAAAUAUAAACCCUAGCCAUCCAACAAAAACCCUAGAAUCCAUUGAAAGCAAAUUAGUAAGGGGUUAAAAGAUGACACAAAAGGCAAAUCUUUUCAAAGGCCAACAGAAGAAGAAAUCAGUGCCGAGUCGACAUGGAAAAGCUCCUCAAAUUCGCAAAGGGAAGAGAGCUGUGAAACCAUCGAAGAACACAAAGCAGAUGGAUGUCGAUCGGGAAUUGACAAAGUUUAUUAAUCAGUGCAACGAAACAAAAGCAGCCACUUUUGCUACUAAGGAUGGUGGUCAAUUAUGUAUACUUAAAAAGCCUGAGUCCUCCAGUAAAAAGUCUGAAUCCUCCAGUGGCGCUUCAAAGUAGUGCCUUAAGAAUCAAUUGUAUAAACAAAAUUUUUGAUGCCAGUUUUGCUUGCUAAGCUCUUCAUUUUCACCUUUUUAAGACCAAGUUUUGAGUGUCUUAUUAUUAUUUUUUAAAUGGAUCGAUCUAUUUUUGUUGUUGGGCUUUUAUUUUUUUUUAUUAGCAUGUGCCUUGUUCAAGGAGCUUCAUAUGAGACCAAGUACAAUCAGGAAAAAUAACCCGUCUCUUGUUUACUCCUUAUUUGGCAUAAUGUUAUUUGCAUAAAGUUAGUUCAA
This is a messenger RNA of Solanum lycopersicum (tomato), 677 nucleotides long. RefSeq lists its product as uncharacterized. The record is from RefSeq and is a predicted model, not a curated record. NCBI's taxonomy places the organism in Eukaryota, Viridiplantae, Streptophyta, Magnoliopsida, Solanales, Solanaceae.